This is a messenger RNA of Labrus bergylta (ballan wrasse), 2883 nucleotides long. It is a transcript of the gene b3gntl1, whose product is annotated as UDP-GlcNAc:betaGal beta-1,3-N-acetylglucosaminyltransferase-like 1. The record is from RefSeq and is a predicted model, not a curated record. Lineage: Eukaryota; Metazoa; Chordata; Actinopteri; Labriformes; Labridae.
CUGAGAUGUAGUGUUUGCGGAAGUUGAGAUCAUUUCUUCCGCACUGCCAGUUGUGAGCAGCGUUUUGCUGAAAUUAGUUACUUCUCCGUUACAAAAUGUACAGAUUAAAUACCAACACAUGUAUUUUUUUUUGACGUGGAUCCAUAUUAUGAAGAAAACAGUGACAAAAUGAGUGCUUACUGACAUUUCUGUUCACGUGUAUCCAACGUGGGCCACUCCACGUCGCUCCUCGUUUGUCUCUCCAAACAUUUGCUUUAGGCUUUUUGUUUCCAACCAUUACUGAACUUUAAUCUGCUGACGCUUUGGAUUACGGUGGUCUUGUUGCAUUGAGAGUUAGUGGACUCUCCGGGCAGAUUCACGGAAACAUGAACCCACCGAAGCGGCUCCGCAGUGAAGCUGAAACCCCGACAGGAGGGCGGGAGGAGGAGGAGAGGGAGGAGGAGGAGGAGAGGGAGGAGGAGAGGGGUGCAGUGGAUGUGAGUAUUGUCAUGCCGAUGUACAAUGCAUCGUGUUGGUUGGAUGAAUGUCUGCAGGCCAUUUCACUCCAAGACUUCACAGGGACCAUGGAGCUCUCCGUCUUUGAUGAUGCAAGCACUGAUGACUCCAGGAAAGUUGUGGAGGGGUGGAGGGAGAGGCUGGAGGCGAGGAGUAUCUCUUUGGGGAUCUCUGGUCACGACUCAGCCCAACCCAGAGGAGUGGGAUAUGCAAAGAACAAGGCGGUAUCUCAGAGCUGUGGACAACACUUGUGCUUUCAGGAUGCGGAUGACGUUAUGUUGCCCCAAAGAGUUCGGCUGCAGUAUGAGGCUUCUCUUCUCCAACCAAACUCUCUGGUUGGAUGUAAAGUUCGGCGAGUUCCAGAGGGAUCUACUGAGCGUUACACUCGCUGGAUCAACACAAUCACACAGGACCAGCUCACCAUACAGUUGUACACAUCUCAUGGGCCCACAGUCAUCAUGCCUACAUGGUUCUGCUCAAGGGACUGGUUUCUGAAGGUGGAACCGUUUGAUGAGGGAGGCAAGGGUGUCCCGGAGGACUUACUCUUCUUCUACCAGAGUAUCCGCCAAGGAGGGGGCGUGGCCAGAGUGGACGAGUGCCUGCUGGUGUACCGUUACCAUGAGAAGGCUACAACACACUCUGUAACAGAGGAAACUAUUUGGAAACUGCGGGUGGACUUCCUGCAGGAGAGAGUUCUCGGCCAAUGGGAGAGCUUCACCAUAUGGAACGCAGGAAAACAGGGACGAAAGCUGUACCGAAGCCUCAGCCCGACCAAUCAGGAGAAGGUGAAGGCUUUCUGUGAUGUCGAUGAGAACAAGAUCCAGAAAGGAUUUUACACAUAUGAGGAAUCCAAGCAAAGACCAAAGCCCAAAAUCCCGGUACUGCACUACAAAGACGCCUCGGCCCCUUUCAUUGUCUGCGUUAAACUGGACAUGACAGGAGGCGUUCUGGAGGAAAACCUUGACUCUCUGCAGCUUAAAGAAGGAACAGAUUACUACCAUUUCAACUGACGGCCGUCAGCACUGCAGAAGAAGAGAGUAGCUCUGCAGCUUUUAAGAGGUUAAAAGGGAUGCAGGGGAUUACUGGAUUACUCACUCCAACUCAAAAGGAACUGAGAAACAGGCAGAUGAAAACAGGAAGAGAGUGAAAUGAACACUGGGAAGGUUAUUGUGGGAGUUUUAGAGGCACUAGAAACCAGUACAGGGUUGCUCCAGCUGUCCGUAAAUUCAAACACCUAGUUCCAACAAAAUAUCUGAUUUAGGACGGCGUUUCACAAACUGUUAGCUCGCUCCCGCCUGUCAAUCAGGUCAGCUACACGCCUUAUUGUUUUUUUGUUUUUUUAUCAAUUUUGGGGCCCUUUUUGCCUUUACUGGAUAGGAUACAGGAAAUGUUGGGAGGAGAGAGCGGGGGACGACACGCAGCAAAGGGCCAAGGUCGGACCCUAACCCACGGCUAAAGCCCCCGCACAGGUGGUGCACAACACAACCACUAGAUCACCUUUGACAUGGUGAAUAUCCUUCAUAAAAUCAAAACAGAUUAGUUAACCCAUUAUUCAACCCCUGUGCAGUGUACAAACAGGCUUUUUUUAAUGGGGUGUGUAUGUGACUUCCGGUGCUUCUGCAGCCAGCCUCAAGUGGACACUCAAGGAACUGCAGGAUUUUGUACUCCUGCAUCGGCUUCAUUUUUCAACACUCGAGGUUGCUGCUUGGUUCACGAUAGGCAGCACUGUAGUGAAAAAAUUGUAUUUCCCUGGUUGGUCACAUUUAGUUAAAACGUAAUUUCUGCUGUUUUGAUAUAUUAUCUACGUUAAGCUCGACUAGUCAAGAUGAACAUUACGUCUCCAUGGUAACCAAACAAUGACACACCUUCAGUUACAAACUGUCUAGUUUCAAUGUGGGGCCUAGUGUGGAUUUUUCACUCAAUCUUAAGACUGAACUUCAACAGAGCUGGUACAACAGGCCACAGGUAUUUUUAUUUUUUACCUUUCAUAAAGACCCAGACGAGAGCUCCCCACCUUCCCCCACCCAGUCAUUGUGCCAAGCCAGUCUGUCCUGGCUGUGGUUCAUAUUUGAUUAACUGACAGCUAUCAGAGUUGUAUCUCAUGUAAUGUGAAAGAAGAAGAAUACCAUCAUUUUUUUAAAUGUCUCAGAAUCAGAAUCAGAAUCAGAUUUAUUGGCCAGGUAUGCUUACAUGUUUAACAUGCUUAAAUGUUAAACUAUUACUUUAUAUAGCUUAAACUCGGCUUGUUCAGGCUGCUAUAAACUACCAUGGAGUAAAAUUGAUAUGAAAGAUGGCAAAAAAAAAAAAAACCCUGAACAGAUUGUAUUAUAACUUAAAGAGUCUAAAGCCCUUAUAUUUUAGGACAGCUGUCUACACAAACAGGAAAGA